Messenger RNA from Anopheles gambiae (African malaria mosquito), 1509 nucleotides. RefSeq lists its product as uncharacterized. Bases 274 to 1434 code for a protein of 386 amino acids. Gene Ontology annotation, cellular component: cytosol. Gene Ontology annotation, biological process: glycine biosynthetic process; L-threonine catabolic process. NCBI's taxonomy places the organism in Eukaryota, Metazoa, Arthropoda, Insecta, Diptera, Culicidae. The record is from RefSeq and is a predicted model, not a curated record. The transcript has 3 exons. Gene Ontology annotation, molecular function: L-allo-threonine aldolase activity.
CCAGUAAAAACACGCACCGCAAUAUACAUCACCCAAGGCUAGCCGUCUUGUGACUUAUCAGCCGUUUGGCGUACAGAUUUCGCAUACGCGUCAUGCCCUUGUUGUGUGUGAGUGUGUGUGUUGGUGCCGUAUCGUAAACAGUGUCCAUCUGACCGGCCCCUAAGCUUCGUACAAACGGCCUGUACAGCCCAGUGUAGCAAGUGCCAGUGCCGGUGAACGGUGCCAGUGUCGUCUAUUGCCCAGGAACACCACACUACAAAGUGCGAACUCAUCAUGUACGCUUCGGUAGAAACGGGUGGUGAUAAUGGUACCGCGGACCAUGUGCGUGUGGUCGAUUUUCGCUCUGACACGAUCAGCGUGCCGACACCGAGCAUGCGCCAAGCCAUGUUCACCGCCGUGGUGGGCGACGACGUGUAUGGGGAGGAUCCGACCGUGCGCCAGCUGGAGCAACGAUCGGCCGCCCUGUUCGGCAAGGAGGCGGCACUGUUUGUGCCGUCCGGCACGAUGGCCAAUCUGUUGGCGAUGAUGGUUCACUGCUCGCGCCGCGGCACGGAAGCCAUCGUGGGCGAUAUCGCGCACGGGUUUCUCUACGAGCAGGGCGGCGCGGCACAGAUCGCGGGCGUGCUGCUGAACACGAUCAAAAACAACCCCGACGGGACGUUCUGUUUGAACGAGCUAGUGCGCAAGUUCCGCGGCUUUGACGUUCACGAGCCGAACACGGUGCUGGUGAUGGUGGAGAAUACGCACAACAUAUGCGGAGGCAAGGUGCUUCCGUUGGAUUGGCUCGAGAAGCUCGCCGCGAUCUGUCGCGAGAAGGGUGCCAAGGUGCACAUGGAUGGGGCCCGCGUAUUUAAUGCCGCCAGCUACCUGAACUUGCCCGUUUCGCGCAUCGUGCGGGACGUUGAUUCGGUGUGUUUCUGCCUGAGCAAGGGACUGGCCUGUCCCGUUGGAUCCAUCCUGCUCGGAACGAAGGAGUUUAUCAAGGAGGCACAUCGUUUGCGGAAAGCUUUGGGUGGUGGAAUGCGCCAGGUUGGAUUUCUGGCUGCCGCUGGACUGUGUGCGUUGGAUGAGAUCGUUCCCAAGCUGAAGGAUGACCAUGCCCGCACGAGACGGGUCGCGGAAGCCAUCGAUCAGAUGGGUAGUCCUAUAUUCAAGGUAGAUUUGGCAAAUCUGCACACCAACAUCCUGAUGGUGGAGAUCCUGAGUAAGCAGGUACACUCGAGCGAUUUCGCCCAUCGGUUGGCCACCGUGGCACCGGGCGAAAUGGAAGCGGGUGUGGUCGAUGCGGAUGGCAAGGGCAUUGCGGUGAAGGUGAGUGCACGCGAUUGGACGUUCGCGCGCAUCGUCAUCUACACCAACAUUACGGAUGAGGACGUCGAGUUGGCUAUCAAAAAGAUUCGCUAUGUCGUGGCAGAAUAUGAAAAAGAGUUGUAAAAGCAGUGAUGUAGACUGUUGACGGUGUUCAUGUUUAGAGCGAUGGGAAAAUAAAUUUGCAAAUAGGAACGCUAA